GCCCGAGGACGCGACGCGGACCCAGUUCCGGCGAGGAGGCCGCGCCAGUGACAGCGAUGGCGGCGGAGUCGGCGCUCCAAGUUGUGGAGAAGCUGCAGGCGCGCCUGGCCGCGAACCCGGACCCCAAGAAGCUAUUGAAAUAUUUGAAGAAACUCUCCAUGUUGCCUAUUACAGUAGACAUUCUUGCGGAGACUGGAGUCGGGAAAACAGUAAACAGCUUGCGAAAACACGAGCACGUAGGAAGCUUUGCCAGAGAUUUAGUGGCCCAGUGGAAGAAGUUGGUGCCUGUGGAAAGGAACACCGAGACCGAUGAACAGGACUUUGAGAAGAGUAAUUCCCGAAAGCGCCCUAGGGAUGCUCUUCAGAAGGAGGAGGAGAUGGAAGUGGACUACCAAGGAAACUGGAAAGCCUCUGGUAGCCGAUCCUACAGCCCUGACUACAGACAGAAAAAACACAGAAAACUCCCAGAGCUUGAGAGACCUCACAAAGUCUCUCACAGUCAUGAGAGGCAAGAUGAGAGAAAGAGGUGCCACAGAGUCUCACCAGCUUAUUCUUCAGACCACGAAUCUUCCGAUUAUGGCCACGUUCAGUCUCCUCCGUCUUCUACCAGUCCUCAUCAGAUGUGUGUGGACCACUACAGAUCCCCGGAGGAGGACCACGUGCCCAUUGUUCCACACCAGAAGCCUGGAAAAGGCCAUAGUAAUGCCUUUCAGGACAGACUGGGGGUCAGUCAAGAACGGCACCUGGGUGAACCCCAGAGUAAAGGGGUGGUGAGUCAAAGCAAGGAGCACAAAUCUUCCCACAAGGAGAAACGCCUGUUGGAUGCCAAGGGUGAUGACAAGUCCUCUGCUCUGAGCAGAGAGAAAUCACACAAGGCCAUUUCCAAAGAGGAAAACCGAAGGCCGUUCUCAGGCGAUAGCACAAAGGAGAAACCACCCUCUAGUGGUGCCAAGAAAGAGAAGGAAAGAGAGGGCAGCAACAUCAAGAAAAAGUUGUUACCCUCCUUGGAGGUUGCUUCAGACAACCACCUUAAAAAGCCAAAGCACAAAGACUCAGAGAAAACCAAAUCAGAUAAAAAUAAGCAAAGUUUAGACAGCUUAGACACAGGAAGGGGGGCAGGAGACCCAGUGCCCAAGGCAAAAGAGAAGGCUUCCAAUAAUCUAAAGACUCAAGAAGGGAAACUAAAAACUUCCUAUCUGGAUAGAAAGUCAGUGGGCUCCUUCCCUAAAGCUGAGGAGGCAGAUAUGGAUGACGAAUUUGAGCAGCCCACCAUGUCUUUUGAGUCAUACCUUAGCUAUGACCAGCCCCGGAAGAAAAAGAAAAAGAUUGUGAAAACUUCAGCCACUGCACUUGGAGAAAAAGGACUUAAAAAAAGUGAUUCUAAAAGCACUAGUAAAAACUUGGACUCGGCUCAGAAACUACCUAAGGUGAAUGAAAACAAAUCAGAGAAGUUGCAGCCGUCUGGAGCCGAGUCAGCCAAGCUGAAAAAGGUCCCCACCGAUGUACUGCCAGUGUUGCCAGACCUCCCGUUACCCAUGAUACAGGCCAAUUACCGCCCACUUCCUUCCUUUGAAUUGAUAUCCUUGCAACCAAAGCGAAAAGCACUCUCUUCGCCCCAGGAAGAGGAAGAAGCUGGAUUUACUGGACGCAGAAUGAAUUCUAAGAUGCAGGUGUAUUCUGGUUCCAAGUGUGCCUAUCUCCCCAAAAUGAUGACCUUGCACCAGCAGUGCAUCCGAGUCCUGAAAAACAACAUCGACUCAAUCUUUGAAGUGGGAGGAGUCCCAUAUUCUCUUCUUGAACCCGUUUUAGAGAGGUGUACGCCUGAUCAGCUGUAUCGCAUUGAGGAGUACAAUCACGUAUUAAUUGAAGAAACAGAUCAAUUAUGGAAAAUUCACUGUCACCGAGACUUUAAGGAAGAAAGGCCAGAAGAGUAUGAGUCGUGGCGGGAGAUGUACCUGCGGCUUCAGGAUGCCCGAGAGCAGCGGUUACGGCUACUGACGAAGAAUAUCCGGUCCGCGCAUGCCAAUAAGCCCAAAGGCCGACAAGCAAAGAUGGCCUUUGUCAACUCUGUGGCCAAGCCGCCUCGUGACGUCCGAAGGAGGCAAGAGAAGUUUGGAACAGGAGGAGCAGCUGUCCCUGAGAGAAUCAAGAUCAAGUCAGACCUGUACACCACAGGAAGCAGCCACGCUUCUUCCAGCAGUUGCAGCAGCUUUAACCCUUCCACCGAGGAGCCGGCCUACGACGGCCCGAGCACCAGCAGUGCCCACUUGGCGCCGGUGGUGAGCAGCUCUGUCUCCUAUGAUCCUAGGAAACCAGCUGUGAAGAAAAUUGCCCCGAUGAUGGCCAAGACAAUUAAAGCUUUCAAGAACAGAUUCUCCCGACGAUAGACCCAGGACUUGCCUGGGAGGUGGAAUUUGGGGUGGGGGUGGGGGGAAAUAGAAGGGCAGUGGGGGUUGGGGAAUGGAACGUCCCAAGGAGACCAGAGUCUUUUGUUCUGUGGAAGCUUUUGGUCUCGGAUCCUGCAGUUUUCAGGUGCUGCCCCCGUGAACCUGCGUGCCACACCACUGCCUCCCUGCCUGGAGAGCCCUUCAGAAUUCUGAAGAUGUGAAGCCUCAGUCUUACUGAGGAUUUUAAGGUCAAUUAUACUUUUGUUGUUAACUAGCUUCUUUGUAAAGUAUAAGACAUAGUUUUAAUUAAUAAAUAUUGUCCCCAGAUUGUAUUUAUAUUACCCCCAGUAUUUUUUUUUUUUUUUUUUUUUUUGGGGUCCUCUACCAAACAGCCUUUUACUCUCAGAGUCCUUUAUUAAUUUAGGACAGAAGCCUGGUGAAAGCCAUUCCCGUCUCAGUUGAGCUCUCCCGAGUGAACUCGAGUCCAGAGGGAAAGCUGGGCAUCCCCCAGAGCCUGUGUGGUGCCUGCUGCACUCGGGCGAGGACUGGGGCCAGGGCCGCCCUGGAGGGGGCAGGGUGUGUGGGACCCUUCGCCUCAGAGGCCCUUCUCAGUGUUGCUUGGAGCCCCUAUGCAGGUGCAUCUCUUACUCAUCAACUAGUAUUUAUGAGCGAGGUUAUUUGUCAAGGUCGAGAGAUUUUUCUGCCAUCCUUUUUGCCAGUUGCCUUUUUUGUUUGUUUGUUUUUUUGAGGCUUCACUGGAGGACAUAGAACCUGUGGGAGACUGGUUUGCACAGAGCCCCAACAUUUUAUAAUUUCCAGUUUUUGCCUCAAAAUUGUAGGGUUUUGUUCCCCUUCCCUAUUGUUCCUUCUCCCCACUAGUGUGGGGAAAAAAACAGAGACCCAUGGCAGGGCUUCCUGUAACCCCAAGUGAGACUGUAGACUUGUAGAAGCACUUUAAUCUCUUGUUCCCUGUGAAUUAACUGCUACCAGAAGUGAAUGGUUUUAGAAGUUGCGAUGCUACGUUGGAAAUUGGUUUUGUUUCACCUUUUUUAAAAAAGAUAAGAUCAUGUGAUUGGAGGAGCACAGCCAUAUGCUAUGUUUUUUAAGACAGCUGAAGCUCUCUCUGCCCUUUGAGCAGAAUUUGGAAGGAAGAGCCACGCAGAGAAAGUGUCUGAGCUGCAGCAUCAGGAUGGGCGGAAACCGCAAGGGCAUCACGUUAGGGAAGGGAGAAUCUUGCUUUCUGAGUGACCUGGGAGUGAGAUCAGGAUGAGGAGGACAGUGCCGGGGCCCUCCUGGGCUGUUGAAGAACGCGGAGUUAGUCAGAGUCCACUUGGUUGUGACCUAGGUUGGAAUAAAUGCUAUAAUUUGAGAUGCCCGUUCUUAGGAGACCUCAGAGGCAGACUGAGGGGUGGUUAGUGUGGCAGUGUGAAGAGCUUUGCAGUCAGUCCCUUUGGUUAGCUUUCUCCAAGCCCAAAUUAUGGGCCCCUUGUUUUUAAAUAUCCUGGAGACCUCAGAUAGGCUAACCUUGAAGAUUCCAGAGCAAUGCAGGGCAUCUCCUCUGCAGCAUGUUUCCGAAGGGCGCCAAAGCUCUGCGUCACAGUGCACAGCGCCAACGGGACACAGAUUGCUGUGUUUUAAUUUGCAUCCUGCAUUUUUGAAUUGGGUAAAGCAUUAUUUCUUUUGAUUGCUUGUAUUACCAUUCCGCCCUUGUCCCACACCCUGCUCCCCAAAUCUGAUGUUAGGAAGCCCCUUGCCUGAAACCAAAUGAAAAUUUCAGUCGGUGCAGCCAUCUGUUGCCUAGGAUAACUUUCUUGAAUUCCCCUCCCUGCCCAGCCUUGAAUUUGUCUCUUAGCUGUGUGUUCAAGCCUUUGUCACUGAAACCAGUUUUCCAUAUUUCAGAUUCAGUUGUGUAUGAUUUAAUUUCUUCUAUUAGGAAUUUUUAGGCAGGGAGGGAAGAAAGGACACAUAUAUCCUAUUUGUUCAUCCCAACAUCAAUAUCCAUUUUUGGCACAUGAGAGAUUUUUUGAUCAUCCCUGUUUGCAUAGAGCCAGACCUUCUCUUGUUCACCUCCCUACCCUUCUCCACAAGUGUCUGCGUCAGGGAUGUGACUUGGUGAAAAGAGGGAAGAGGAAAAACCUACUAAUUUCUACACGACCUCCUCACCCGGGUUGUGGAAAUGGCUGUGGAGCAGACACAUGAUAUCAAACUUUUGGUCUCAUUUGUGAAAACUUGUGCAAUUUUUUUUUUUUCCUGUGCUACACUACA
Loxodonta africana (African savanna elephant) is the source of this 4652-nucleotide messenger RNA. RefSeq names its product elongin A (gene ELOA). Bases 57 to 2387 code for a protein of 776 amino acids. Lineage: Eukaryota; Metazoa; Chordata; Mammalia; Proboscidea; Elephantidae. Gene Ontology annotation, molecular function: protein binding. Gene Ontology annotation, biological process: transcription elongation by RNA polymerase II. Gene Ontology annotation, cellular component: elongin complex; nucleus. The record is from RefSeq and is a predicted model, not a curated record. The transcript is spliced from 11 exons.